GAAGAGAGAGAACAGUUCCUUUAGCCUACUUUGUGUCUGCUAACUUACAUAUAUGCUGCACCGUUUCAAUAUUAAAAAGCCAUCAUUUACUUCGGAUAUGGUGGACACGCAGACGUUUGCCUGGCCCGUGGGAUUCGGCCUGAGCGCUCUGGACCUGGACGAACUGGACGACAGCUCGCACUCGAUGGACAUGAAGCCCUUCUCCACGCUGGACUACAGCACCAUCUCCGGCAUCGAGUACGAGCCGAGUCCGGCGCAGAGCGAGGCGCCGGACAUGAUGGAUCUGACGCACAUGUACAGCUACAGAGCGCAGGAGAACUACAGCAGCUACAGAGCACAGCAAGCACAGAAUUCGAUCAAACUUGAGCCCGAGUCUCCUCCGCAGUUUGUGGAGAACAGCCUGUUGUUUUCCAAGCCUCCUGAAGAUCCGUCCAGCUCAGUGUUGAACAUCGAGUGUCGUGUGUGUGGAGACAAGGCCUCGGGCUUCCAUUACGGCGUUCACGCCUGCGAGGGCUGCAAGGGAUUCUUCCGCAGAACCAUUCGCCUGAAGCUGGUCUACGACCACUGCGACCUGCACUGCCGCAUCCACAAGAAGAGUCGCAACAAGUGCCAGUACUGCCGCUUUCAGAAGUGCCUGAUGGUGGGCAUGUCACACAACGCCAUUCGUUUUGGUCGAAUGCCCCAAGCUGAGAAGGAGAAGCUCUUGGCGGAGUUCUCCAGUGACGUGGACCACAUUCAUCCCGAAUCUGCGGACCUCAGAGCGCUGGCCAGACAUCUCUACGAGUCCUAUCUGAAGUACUUCCCCCUGACCAAAGCCAAGGCCAGGGCCAUACUGUCAGGAAAGACCAGCGACAGCGCCCCGUUCGUUAUUCACGACAUGAAGUCUCUGCUGGAAGGCGAGCAGAUGAUCAACAGCAGGCAGAUGCCGGCGCAGGAGCUCCGCAGGGCCGAGAUGAGCGUCAUGCACGAGGUGGAGCUCCGCUUCUUCCACAGCUGCCAGUCGCGCUCGGCCGAAGCCGUCAGCGAGGUCACCGAGUUCGCCAAGAGCAUCCCAGGCUUCGUCAGCCUGGACCUCAAUGACCAGGUGACGCUGCUGAAGUAUGGCGUCAUCGAAGUCCUCAUCAUCAUGAUAGCGCCGCUCAUGAACAAAGACGGCACGCUCAUCUCCUACGGCCAGAUCUUCAUGACCCGCGAGUUCCUCAAGAGCCUGCGCAAGCCCUUCUGCGAGAUGAUGGAGCCCAAGUUUGAGUUCUCCGUCAGGUUCAACGCGCUGGAGCUGGACGACAGCGACAUGGCUCUGUUCCUGGCCGUCAUCAUCUUGAGCGGAGAUCGACCGGGUCUGCUGAACGUCAAGCCCAUCGAGGACCUGCAGGAGACGGUUCUUCAUGCUCUGGAGCUGCAGCUGAAGACGAGCCAUCCCGACUCCCUGCAGCUGUUCGCCAAAGUGCUGCAGAAGAUGACGGACCUGCGGCAGCUGGUGACCGAUCACGUGCAGCUGAUCCAGCUGCUGAAGGAGACCGAGGUGGACUGGUGCUUGCACCCGCUGCUGCAGGAGAUCAUGAGGGACUUGUACUAGUCUGUGUCUGACAGAUUCUGAGCUCGCUGUACUGCUCUGAUCUAGUCCUGGUGUGUUUGCACUGAAAAACCUUCGUCAGCAGAGAAACUAUCAGAUUCCUCUCUGGCUGUCUGGUUAAAGAGGGCAGUACCACUGUGAAAACAUUUCACCAGCUGAUUUCAAACCGCACUUGUGUUUGUGCAUUCAUAGGCCUUACAGAUAAAGCCAUGGACAUAAACGUGACACUCCUUAUUUCAUCUUUAAAAAUGACAUAAAAACAGAGGUGUGCAGAAGCCUGAGACCACACUGCAAGUUAGGG
Molecule: messenger RNA, 1874 nt
Organism: Sinocyclocheilus rhinocerous
Lineage: Eukaryota; Metazoa; Chordata; Actinopteri; Cypriniformes; Cyprinidae
Product: peroxisome proliferator-activated receptor gamma-like
Exons: 7
Coding region: 53-1576 (507 amino acids)
Biological process (GO): positive regulation of fatty acid metabolic process; negative regulation of transcription by RNA polymerase II; negative regulation of inflammatory response
Cellular component (GO): nucleus
Molecular function (GO): RNA polymerase II cis-regulatory region sequence-specific DNA binding; DNA-binding transcription repressor activity, RNA polymerase II-specific; nuclear receptor activity
Source: RefSeq, a predicted model, not a curated record